UCCCUUGUUGAAUUCUUUGUUUCAGCCAUAGGAAACUAGCUGAUGAGCUAACUCCUCCCGUCUUUCUUGGGCACAAGGAGCAGUCUUUUCCUCUUACUUUGGCCAACUCGGGUUUGUCCAUUCCUCAUUUCUUCGUGUGUUUCUUCUUUGUAUCCUCAGGGUCGAUUCACAGUUGGGUCUGUUUACUUAAUGGAUGAAUUUCCCCACCAAGAGGUUUGGUUUCGGUUUGUGCUCUAUUUUGUUUUGUUUUCCAGAAUUUCUAUAGAAUUUUUUAAAAAUGAGUGUAGUAGGAGGGAGCUACGGGGAGUACAGCAUUACCUCCCCCAGGUCACAGAUAAGUGAGAUUGCAAAAACAGAUCUGGCCCGUUAGGCGUUCCCAAAGAGAGAGACCCGUGGAGGCCAACCGGCUGUUUGGAGCGCUAAGCUGUGCCUUAAAGUGUGAGGUGUCUCAGCCCUGGACAUUUCCCGGAUUUGUAACUGGAGUUGAGUUAAUGUUGUGAGGUGUUGCAGGCCGUACGGAUGGGUCAAGAAGGAAUCCGGAGAGCUUGUGUCCCGGGUAAAGAUUGGCUAGUGCCGGAGGUCCCGGGACGAGAAAAGGAAGGCCAGACGUCCUGUGAAGUGAGUCACCCUUCUCUAACCCUUCCAAACCGGACAUACGUAGCGCUAUGGCCUUGAUCGCCCUCUCUGCUCCAAGAAGAGCUAGUUAAUGACUGUGAGCAAAUAGGAGUGUGAAGACAGCGUGUCCUCUGGGGCCUUUGUGCUCUGAGCUGUUUACGUAGGGUCCGGGGGACUCACACUUCCGCGGGACUCCGCGGCUCGCGAGCCUUAUCCCCAGCCUCCUCCCUCGGACACUGGCUUUGCGAGAUCUCCGGGCUCAUCGCGAAUGCCUGGGUUUGGUCCCCGAGGGCAGCGAGACAGCUCGGCAUUCCAGGCACUGUCUGGUAGCCGUACCCACCCUCGCAGCCCUAUGCUCAUUUUCUGAGGCUGUUAGCACAGAGCCCCGCCGGCCGGGAUAGGCGGGACGGUAGGAUGGCCUCUCGGCGCCCUCUGGGUGUCGGCAUUCGUCGCCGGGCAGCUGGGGCGCCCAGGGCGGUCGCCCUACGCACAGACGAGGAGUUUCCGGCGCUGGAGCCUCUGCAGCCAGCGCAGGGAACGAGCGCGGAAGAGAGUGGGCGGCGGGAGGCGGAGCAAGAGAUGCGGGGGGCGUGGACGCGGCCCGCUUUGGAAAGGCCCCAAGUUAAUGAGGCGUGCGCCGGCGGCAGAGCGCCUUUCCGAGCUGGGCUUUCCCCCGCGGUGCGGGCGCCAGGAGCCGCCUUUUCCGCUGGGUGUCACUCGGGGGUGGGGGGGAUGGCCCAUUCAAAAGCGCCGCGAGGGGGCCCGGCCAGUGCCUUUCAGUGAGCGCUCGCAAGAGGACGGCAGAGGCCCGGAGGCUCGCUGCUCCGGGACCUUGUGGAGCAUCAGGACGCGGCUGCCCUCCUGCCCGGACCCCGAGCCGCCUCCGCCGCCGUCGCUCUGCUUCCUGCGCGUUAGCCUUCUCUGCGCGCUCCGGACAGGCGGCCGCGGGAGCCGCUGGGGCGAGGACGGCGCGCGGCUGCUGCUGCUGCCCCCGGCCCGGGCGGCUGGAAGUGGAGAGGCCGAGCCGAUCGGCGCCCUUCCCUAUGCCGGGAGGAUGUUGGAGAGCAGCGGCUGCAAAGCGCUGAAGGAGGGUGUGUUGGAGAAGCGCAGCGACGGGUUGCUGCAGCUCUGGAAGAAAAAGUGCUGCAUCCUCACUGAGGAGGGGCUGCUGCUCAUCCCGCCCAAGCAGCUCCAACACCAGCAGCAGCAGCAGCAGCAGCAGCAGCAGCAGCAGCAGCAGCAACAGCCCGGGCAGGGGCCGGCCGAACCGUCCCAACCCGGAGGGCCCGCCGUGGCCAGCCUCGAGCCGCCGGUCAAGCUCAAGGAAUUGCACUUUUCCAACAUGAAGACCGUGGACUGCGUGGAGCGCAAGGGCAAGUAUAUGUACUUCACUGUGGUGAUGGCCGAGGGCAAGGAGAUCGACUUUCGGUGCCCGCAGGACCAGGGCUGGAACGCCGAGAUCACGCUGCAGAUGGUGCAGUACAAGAACCGUCAGGCUAUCCUGGCGGUCAAGUCCACGCGGCAGAAGCAGCAGCACCUGGUCCAGCAGCAGCCCCCGCAGCCGCAGCCCCAACCCCAACCCCAGCCCCAGCCCCAGCCUCAGCCUCAGCCUCAGCCCCAGCCCCAGACACAAUCUCAGCCGCAGCCCCAACCCAAGCCCCAGCCCCAGCCGCUCCACCCAUAUCCGCAUCCGCACCCUCACCCGCACCCGCACCAACUACCGCACUCGCACCAGCAACCGCUCUCACAACCGCUCUCGCAGCCGCACGGCCACCGGCUCCUCCGCAGCACCUCCAACUCUGCCUGAAGGGGGCAGCACCCGGGCCAGACAAGGUUUUGAGGACUUGAAGUGGGACGAACACCUGUCUAUUGUCUUCACUUGAAUCGAAAACAAAAGUCUCCCCGCCCAGCACGAGAUCGAGUAGUUUGGACCUCACCCGACUGAUAACUUGAGAUUCCUCUUAGUUUUCUGCAUACUCUUCAUCACAAUGCAGGAGACGGUUUCAGUCCAGAAGGCUUUAUUUAUGAACCUUUGAAAGGCUCUUCCAGUAUGGUGGACCUUCUAGGAGCGAUGAUGUACUGUAAUUUUAUUUUAAUGUAUUUUGAUUUAUGAUUAUUUAUUAGUUUUUUUUAAUGCUUGUUUUAAGACAUUUCUGAAUGUAGGCCGUUUUCCAAAAGAGAAACUUUUAUUUUCAAAAACCUAUUCCCUAGUAAGUUCUAAUCCUGGAAAAGAAAAAAGUAGAAGGGCGGGGUGGAGGGGAAAACCAUUAAGAACUCCUUCCUUAUUCCUAGGCAUUUUCAGAAGGUCUGACACUUUCAUUGUUAUGCCAGGUGGUUGAAAUUAAACUCUGAUAUUACUUCA
This is a messenger RNA of Leopardus geoffroyi (Geoffroy's cat), 2977 nucleotides long. RefSeq names its product pleckstrin homology like domain family A member 1 (gene PHLDA1). Lineage: Eukaryota; Metazoa; Chordata; Mammalia; Carnivora; Felidae. Gene Ontology annotation, molecular function: phosphatidylinositol phosphate binding. The coding region runs from base 1241 to 2422 and encodes 393 amino acids. The record is from RefSeq and is a predicted model, not a curated record. The transcript has 2 exons. Gene Ontology annotation, cellular component: nucleus. Gene Ontology annotation, biological process: positive regulation of apoptotic process.